AUGAGGAGCGGCACGGCCAUGAUCUUGCUCACGUUGUUCUCCGUUUCGCCCCUCCCAUCAAUCAAUGUGGCUGGUGCCGAUACCUGCCCCUCGGAUGGAUGUAACAGUGUAACGCACACAAUGGCAGAGGUUGGCGGCUCAUACAAGGACUCUCUCUCUCAGGAACUGAAAGAUGAAUUGCAUGCGAUCGCUUUAAAGAUCGUAGCCGAUGGAAAGGGUAUCCUUGCUGCUGACGAGUCGACUGGAACUAUUGGAAAACGUCUCGCUGCCGUCAACCUCGAAAACAACGAGACAAACAGGCAAAAGUAUAGGCAGCUGCUUUUCACCACACCUAGCCUUGGAGAGCAUAUCUCCGGAGUGAUCCUUUUCGAAGAAACGUUCAAUCAGUCCACUGACAAAGGCGAAAGAUUCGUCGAUCUUCUCAUCAAGCAAGGAGUGGUUCCAGGGAUCAAAGUCGAUCUAGGUGUUGUUCCUCUUACUGGAACCAUUGGUGAGGGCACCACACAAGGACUGGACAAUCUAGCGCAGAGAGCAGCUGCUUUUAAGAAGGGAGGAUGCGGUUUUGCCAAGUGGCGGUGCGUUUUGACCAUCGGACCCCACACUCCCUCGUACCUAGGAAUGUUGGAGAACGCCAACGUUCUGGCUAGAUAUGCUAGCAUCUGCCAGUCUGCAGGUCUUGUUCCUAUUGUGGAGCCGGAGGUGUUGUGCGAUGGAGACCACGAUAUUCACAGAGCCCAAAAGGUUACCGAACAAGUGUUGGCUUUCGUCUACAAAGCCCUUGCUGACCAUCAUGUCUACCUUGAAGGAACACUUCUUAAGCCAAAUAUGGUCACUCCUGGACAAAGCUGCCCCCACAAGGCCACUCCUGAGGAAAUUGGUUUGGCAACCGUCACUGCACUUCGACGCACAGUCCCUGCUGCUGUCCCUGGAGUUACGUUCCUUUCUGGCGGUCAAUCUGAACUUGAUGCCACUGCAAAUCUCAACGCUAUCAACACUGUGAAACUGCUUAGACCAUGGAAGCUGACGUUCUCUUAUGGACGUGCUCUUCAAGCAUCUGUCUUGAAGGCAUGGCAAGGCAAGGACGAAAAUAUUGAAGCCGCGCAAAAAGUUCUACUACACAGGGCUCAGGCAAAUGGAAUGGCUGCACUAGGAAAAUAUGAGGGAGAAGAUGCUGCUGGUGCUGCCGCUGAAUCUCUUUUCGUUGCAAAACACGCCUACUAA
Molecule: messenger RNA, 1221 nt
Organism: Necator americanus (New World hookworm)
Lineage: Eukaryota; Metazoa; Nematoda; Chromadorea; Rhabditida; Ancylostomatidae
Exons: 11
Coding region: 1-1221 (406 amino acids)
Biological process (GO): glycolytic process; fructose 1,6-bisphosphate metabolic process
Cellular component (GO): cytosol
Molecular function (GO): fructose-bisphosphate aldolase activity
Source: RefSeq, a predicted model, not a curated record